GAUCUUUCUCACUCAGACUCUUCGCAGCGGUGACUCGGCAGCUGCGUCUCGCGUCAUCAGUGACAGCCCCGAACCCUUGCUACGCUUUGCGUCGCUUUGCCAGGAGCAGUCACCUCCUCCUUGGUAAAUAGUCCUCGGCGGGGUCCGAGUUCUUGUAUAACAGGAAAAGGGGGACACGAGGAGUUGCAGUGAGCAGACGCGGAAUCGGCAAGGAGAGGAAGAUACGGCCGAAGUUUCUGUGCUUGUGUGUGAAGUUAGUUAAAAACUCCCUCCCUUCCUGAGGAUCCCUCCGCCUGCAGUAGCGGUGGUGAGGCCGAGGGAGCCGCCAUUUUGGAUGUUCGGUUCCUGCUGCCACUGCUGCCGCCGCCCCCGGAGCUGCUGGUUUCAUUCGAGGUUUCGGGCCGAGGAUGCCAGCCCCCAUCAGAUUGCGGGAGCUGAUCCGGACCAUCCGGACAGCCCGAACCCAAGCCGAAGAACGAGAAAUGAUCCAGAAAGAAUGUGCUGCAAUCCGGUCAUCUUUUAGAGAAGAAGACAAUACAUACCGGUGUCGGAAUGUGGCAAAAUUACUAUAUAUGCACAUGCUGGGCUACCCUGCUCACUUUGGACAGUUGGAGUGCCUCAAGCUUAUCGCCUCUCAAAAAUUCACAGACAAACGCAUUGGCUAUUUAGGGGCAAUGCUGCUGUUAGAUGAAAGACAAGAUGUUCAUCUUCUCAUGACCAACUGUAUCAAAAAUGAUCUUAAUCAUAGCACGCAAUAUGUACAGGGGCUAGCGCUUUGUACCCUCGGUUGCAUGGGCUCCUCAGAGAUGUGCAGAGAUCUCGCAGGAGAGGUAGAGAAACUCCUGAAAACCUCCAACUCUUACUUAAGAAAAAAGGCAGCACUAUGUGCUGUUCAUGUCAUCAGGAAGGUUCCUGAACUUAUGGAGAUGUUUUUACCAGCAACAAAAAAUUUAUUGAAUGAAAAGAACCAUGGUGUCCUUCACACAUCUGUAGUCCUCCUCACAGAAAUGUGUGAGCGAAGUCCAGACAUGCUUGCACAUUUUAGAAAGCUUGUUCCCCAAUUAGUUCGUAUUUUAAAGAACCUCAUCAUGUCCGGAUAUUCACCAGAACAUGAUGUUUCUGGUAUCAGUGAUCCCUUUUUGCAGGUACGAAUUUUGCGGUUAUUAAGAAUUUUAGGACGAAAUGAUGAUGACUCAAGUGAAGCUAUGAAUGAUAUAUUAGCACAGGUUGCCACUAAUACAGAGACUAGUAAAAAUGUAGGAAACGCUAUUCUUUAUGAAACGGUUUUGACUAUUAUGGAUAUUAAGUCAGAGAGUGGACUGCGAGUCCUAGCCAUAAAUAUCCUGGGUCGCUUCUUACUUAACAACGACAAGAAUAUUAGAUACGUAGCUCUGACAUCUUUGUUGAAGACGGUGCAGACAGAUCAUAAUGCAGUGCAAAGGCACAGAAGCACAAUUGUGGACUGUCUGAAAGAUUUGGAUGUCUCAAUAAAACGGCGUGCAAUGGAAUUGAGUUUUGCCCUAGUAAAUGGGAAUAACAUCCGAGGCAUGAUGAAAGAAUUACUUUAUUUUCUGGAUUCUUGUGAGCCAGAAUUUAAAGCAGAUUGUGCAUCUGGAAUCUUUCUUGCUGCAGAAAAGUAUGCACCCUCUAAACGGUGGCAUAUCGACACAAUUAUGCGUGUUCUGACAACGGCAGGAAGCUAUGUUCGUGAUGAUGCAGUUCCCAACUUGAUCCAGUUAAUAACCAAUAGUGUGGAGAUGCAUGCCUACACUGUCCAGCGCUUGUACAAAGCAAUUCUUGGUGAUUAUUCUCAACAACCUUUGGUACAAGUAGCUGCAUGGUGUAUUGGUGAAUAUGGAGAUCUUCUCGUGUCUGGCCAAUGUGAAGAGGAGGAGCCAAUUCAGGUAACAGAAGAUGAAGUGUUGGAUAUUUUAGAAAGUGUUCUAAUCUCUAAUAUGUCUACUUCUGUGACUCGAGGUUAUGCCCUCACUGCCAUUAUGAAGCUUUCUACUCGAUUCACCUGUACUGUAAACCGAAUUAAGAAAGUGGUUUCCAUCUAUGGAAGCAGCAUUGACGUGGAGCUCCAGCAGAGGGCAGUAGAAUAUAAUGCACUUUUUAAGAAAUAUGACCAUAUGAGGUCUGCCCUGCUUGAGAGAAUGCCAGUCAUGGAAAAAGUGACCACAAAUGGCCCUACUGAAAUUGUGCAGACAAAUGGAGAGACAGAACCAGCUCCACUAGAGACCAAGCCGCCACCCUCUGGGCCACAGCCUACCAACCAGGCCAGUGAUUUGUUGGAUUUGUUGGGAGGAAAUGACUUAACACCUGUUAUUCCAACUGCACCUACAAGCAAACCAGCUUCUGCUGGUGGAGAACUUCUUGAUUUGUUGGGAGACAUCAACCUUACAGGUGCUCCAGCUGCUGCUCCUUCCCCUGCCUCAGUCCCACAGGUAUCCCAGCCCCCUUUCUUGUUGGAUGGACUUUCAUCACAGCCUCUCUUCAAUGACAUCUCUACAGGUAUCCCCUCCAUCACGGCAUACAGUAAGAAUGGCUUGAAGAUAGAAUUCACCUUUGAACGGUCAAACACCAACCCCAGUGUCACAGUGAUAACGAUACAGGCCUCCAACAGCACAGAGCUGGACAUGACAGACUUUGUUUUCCAGGCUGCAGUACCAAAGACAUUCCAGCUGCAGCUCCUGUCGCCUAGCAGCAGCAUUGUCCCAGCAUUUAAUACAGGGACUGUCACACAAGUCAUUAAAGUGCUGAACCCACAGAAGCAACAGCUGCGAAUGCGGAUCAAGCUCACAUAUAAUCACAAGGGCUCAGCAAUGCAAGAUCUAGCGGAGGUGAACAACUUUCCCCCUCAGUCCUGGCAAUGAGGUUCCGACACCAUUCUCAUUCUUAUCCCACUCAAUCAAAGGAACUCUGGGAAGGAGGUUGUGAUCGCUGGCAAGUCCCCCCCAACUGUACCAUGGGCAUGAGGAGCUGAAGAGAGCUGUUGAGGAGGAUUUUCCUAAAGUUAUUGCUGACCUUGAAGCGUUGUUAAAGACUAAUCUCCUCUCCUCCACUGUUGAGGCCGGCUGCUCGGGAGGCUACUUUGCACUCUUCCUCCUCUUCUCCUUUUUUCGCACUUCUCUACCCCUCCCACCUUUACAGCCAGAAUCAACAUUCCUGGGCCCUGAGGAAAUAAGCAGCUGGUCUGGAGGAGAGGACUGGAAUCCACAGCAAGAAAACACUCACUCUGUCUCUGCAGCAAAGAGUCGCCCCUUCUUUCUACUGUGUUUCUCUGUGAACUGGGCGAGGUGGGGAAUUUGUUCCCCUCUGGCUGGUCACCAUCUUCAGGCGCUUCUUACAUCUGGCAUUCAGAAUGGAAAUGUAACAAUGGACAUCAGGGAGCCCUGCCUUUUUCUCCUGGUUCCCCCGAGGUUUGAAAGAGGCAUUAGGCUCCUAGUAGCCUUUUCUGUGCAUUGCUGUAUACACACAGACACACACAUGUAUGUAUGUUUGUUACCAAGAACUGGUCAGACCUUGAGAGAUUAUUUGUAAACACUGGACAGAUGCAGUUAAAAAGAGUUUUUGUUGAGAUUUGGCAUGAAGGAUAUGGUGCUCUAUUUGUAAUAGAAACUUCCAAGGCUCUUCCAGCUCCCCUUUCUCGCCAUUCUUUAGCUGUAGUCAUGAAUAUUUUCCAACGUUUUCAAAAUUGAUUGCCCUUAAAGUACGAAGUGGACAGCUGCUAAAAGAUAAAUGAAUAGUCACUAAUUAAUGCCCCUAUUCCCACCAGAGAUUUUCACGUUUGUCCUAAGCCCAUAACUUGCCUGUUUGAACUCUGGUAAGUGGGCGGAAAGAAGAGUUCACCGCUUUCAAAGCUCAGACGCCGGUGCCCGUAGGAAGAGUGAGUAUCGCACUCAUCCUCGAGCAUCUUGGAGUCGUCUGCUCCAUGACUCCAAACCGCCCUUUUUCUUUCCUGAGCCUGGCUCGGACCUCGGCAUUCCGUUUGAAUUCCUUCUUCUAACUGGAACAUUUGUGUUGUAUCUGUAACACUGGCACUGAAAUAAAGACCACACGGUUAAAGAAA
Talpa occidentalis (Iberian mole) is the source of this 4072-nucleotide messenger RNA. It is a transcript of the gene AP1G1, whose product is annotated as adaptor related protein complex 1 subunit gamma 1. Gene Ontology annotation, molecular function: clathrin-cargo adaptor activity. Bases 408 to 2876 code for a protein of 822 amino acids. NCBI's taxonomy places the organism in Eukaryota, Metazoa, Chordata, Mammalia, Eulipotyphla, Talpidae. Gene Ontology annotation, biological process: receptor-mediated endocytosis; intracellular protein transport; Golgi to vacuole transport. The transcript has 23 exons. The record is from RefSeq and is a predicted model, not a curated record. Gene Ontology annotation, cellular component: membrane coat; AP-1 adaptor complex; Golgi apparatus.